CUGACCGGGAAGCAGACGGGCGGCGGCCCCGCCUCGCCGCAGCCUCCCGGGAGCCGCCCGGCGGCGCAGCAGGGCCCGGCCCGCCAUGGCCGCGCCGUGCCGGACGCGCACGCUGCAGGUGGUGGACACGGAGUUCAGCGCGGACGCGGUGGAGUGGUGCCCGGUGGAGGGCUGGCACAGCAUCCUGGCCUGCGGCACCUACCACCUGCGCCCGCCCGACCAGAGCGAUUCCCGAGGGAGCAGCGGGGCCUGUGACCGCACGGGGCGGCUCUACCUGUACCACUACAACGAGGAGCAGCCCUACAUGCCGCUGACCGAGAUCCAGCGCAUCGACACGGCCGCCAUCCUGGACAUCAAAUGGUGCCACAUUCCUGUUGCAGAACAUCCCAUGGUUGGCAUCGCAAACUCUACAGGUGCUGUGGAAUUUUGCCACCUGACUGGAAGUGAGAAGAACAGCUGCAUGUUGGAGCCACGCUUCAGGGUGGAUCUCGGGGCACAGCGACUGGCCUUGUCCUUGGACUGGUCCACUGGACGAGAGCAGUGUGGAUGUCCUUUAAGAGUGAUCAGCAGUGAUUCAGAGGGGAAGCUGAAUCUUUUCUCCAUAGAUGAAUCUGCUCCUUCUGUGCAUGUCCUGAACCAGUGGGAAGCUCACAAAUUUGAGGCCUGGAUUGCUGCUUUUAAUUACUGGGACAUUGAUAUUGUGUAUUCAGGAGGGGAUGACAGCCUGCUCAAGGGCUGGGACACCAGGUGCAGUCCGGAGGCUCCAAUCUUCACCAGCAGGAGACAUUCCAUGGGUGUGUGCAGCAUUCAGUGCAGUCCCCACCGAGAGAAUCUCCUGGCCACAGGCAGCUACGACGAGCACGUGCUGCUGUGGGACACCAGGAACAUGAGGCAGCCUCUGGCUGACACCCACGUGGAAGGUGGGGUGUGGAGGCUGAAGUGGCACCCCACGUGUGACUUCGUGCUCUUGGCAGCCUGCAUGCAGAGUGGCUUCAAGAUCCUCGACUGCCGCGGGAGCCUGGCGGAAAACACAGAGGAAUGUAUCAUCCUGUCAUCCUAUGUCCUGCACAAUUCCCUGGCCUACGGGGCUGACUGGUCAAGGCUGUGUCCAAGGGAUUCCUUGCCUGCAAGCCAGGACCUUGCUGCUGCGUGCCAGCCUUCGGAGGAGCUCGUGGGAGCAUCAGGGCAAGGAGAGGAGAGGCUGAGUUUGCAGGUCCAGAACCUGAAGAUAAUUUAUGAGUCUCCUACAGCUACUUUUGAUGUAAUCCUGGAUGAGGAGAGUGAAAGCCCUGCUGUGGCACUCGCAGCAGGGGCAGGGCCAAAGCUGGCUGGGGAUCCUGGACUGGUCAGGGGCUCUGGUUUAAAGGGAGGUUUAGAUUUGGCUGCCCAAGGGGCAGAUCUGGGGUCAGCCAGCAGCUCUGAUUCAGGAGCCAAGAGACCCAAUGGAAUGGGCCUGGACAGAGGCAGUGACUCAGCCAGGUCUCCAGACAGCCCCAAAGAAAUGAGCAUUGUGGCCACUUGUUCUUUCUAUGACAACAUCCUCCAUGUCUGGAAGUGGGAGAUGAGCCUGGUGACCCCUCCAGAUGUGCCAAGUCCUGGAUCUGCGUCCGAAAGAACAGGUGAAAGUUUGCCUUGACCAGUCCCAAUGGAAGAGGGAGGCAAACUCCUGAACUGAGAGUGACAGCUGAACUUAAUGCCCUGAUUUCUGCUGGGCUUUCCCAUCUUACUGCUGAGCUUGGGAGUCCUUCGAGGCAAACACUGAUGGGAUUCCUGAUGUUUUAUUUUC
Messenger RNA from Passer domesticus (house sparrow), 1786 nucleotides. It is a transcript of the gene DPH7, whose product is annotated as diphthamide biosynthesis 7. The record is from RefSeq and is a predicted model, not a curated record. Lineage: Eukaryota; Metazoa; Chordata; Aves; Passeriformes; Passeridae. The transcript is spliced from 9 exons. Gene Ontology annotation, molecular function: diphthine methylesterase activity; protein binding. Gene Ontology annotation, cellular component: cytoplasm. Bases 86 to 1636 code for a protein of 516 amino acids. Gene Ontology annotation, biological process: protein histidyl modification to diphthamide.